Molecule: messenger RNA, 3828 nt
Organism: Dictyostelium discoideum AX4
Lineage: Eukaryota; Evosea; Eumycetozoa; Dictyosteliales; Dictyosteliaceae
Exons: 1
Coding region: 1-3828 (1275 amino acids)
Biological process (GO): RNA-templated DNA biosynthetic process; DNA biosynthetic process
Molecular function (GO): DNA-directed DNA polymerase activity; catalytic activity; nucleotidyltransferase activity
Source: RefSeq, a predicted model, not a curated record
AUGAGCUCAAAAAUCAACUUUAUAACAUGGAAUUGUAGAGGAUUCACUGAAAACCCAAACAAUCAACACAAUUCCUACCAAAAAGCUGUUGACACACUACAACUACUUAUAUCAAAACUUCCACCUCGUCCAACAAUCUCAAUACUCACUGAACUCAAUUCAUCACCAUUACAACUUAAACAUGAUUUUCCCGAUCACAUCAUCUCUGUCACCAAACGAGGAAAUGGUGUAAUCAUCAUUAACCAUAACCCAAACACACUCAAACUCAAACACAUAUCAACAAUUGAUGGUAGAGCUAUUUUAGCAGACGUUAUAUUUCCAAAUCAAUUACCAAUUGGUAUUCUUGGAAUUUACGCACCAGCAUCAAAUAAUACCAUCAAAAAGAAUUCAUAUGCAACUUCACUACAAACACUUCUCCACAACCACUCAACAAACCCAAUACCAAACCAAUCCCAACAUGUAUCUAUUAUCGCAGGAGAUUUCAACUGUAUCCACAACGACAAUUCACUAUUAGAUGAUAUUAUCCAAUCCUACACAUACCAACACCAUCUAAUUGAUCAAGGUGAAUUUAAAAACACUCCAACUCAUACACAUGGUAACAGAUUAGAUAGAAUAUAUACUCAAUACAAUAGAAUAGACCCUGAAAAUAUAUAUACUCAAGUCCACCAAAUUCCAUCUUCAUUAUCAGAUCAUAAUCCAAUAUCAACAACAAUUUCUUCACCUUUUCAAAUAAAUAAACAUAAGAAAAGAUGGAUAUUAUCACCUGGUACUGCAAAUGACCAUGAAGCAAUCAAUAUUAUCAAUCAUUUAAUAACUAAUCACAAUAACACAUCAAUCAAUCAAUUUACAAAUUGGUCAAAAGUAAAAUCAAAAAUUAUUAAAACUCUAAAAAACUAUCAAUAUAACAAAGACAAACAAACUCAACGUGCAAAACAAAUACUAUUAGAAAAAGCAGCAAAAUUCAAACAUCUUGAAGAACAAUGCAUCGCUGAAUACAAUAUUAUAUGUAACAAAAACAAAUUACAUCAAAACCACACAAACAUAUUAAAAAAACAUAUAAAUGGAGAAAUACCUAGCAAGUAUCUAUCAGCAAUACUAAACAAAAGAUCAAAAGAUGCAAAAAUUGAAUCAAUCCAAUAUGGUAACAUCAUUACAUCCGACCCCGACCAAAUUGAAAAUGCAUUUGUUGAAUUCUACACAAAUCUGUAUAGCUUACAAAUAUGUUGUCCAAUUACUCACCAGCUCAUGCUAAACACUUGGCCCAUCAUAAAAAAUGAAUAUUGGAAUGGUUUAGACUCACCAUUUAUACAAGAAGAAGUUGAAGCUGCAAUUAAAACCUGUAACCCCAACAAAUCACCCGGUCCAGAUGGCGUUACAAAUGCAUUCUACAUUAAUCAUUUAAACCAAGUUAAACCAAUUCUCACUACAUUAUUCAACGAUAUACUAGAAAAUCCUCACCACAUCACAACAGAAUUCACAGAAGGUCUUAUACACACAAUAUACAAGAAAGGCAACCCCUUACUCAUAUCAAAUCGACGUCCCAUUACACUUCUUAACACUGAUUACAAGAUCCUCUCAAAAGUAAUCAAUGCACGUCUUCUGAGAAUACUUCCUUUCAUCAUCAACAACAACCAAACUGGUUUCGUACCCCACAGAUUCAUCAUAGACAACAUCAUCAACAUCAAUGAAUUAAUAAACUACCUCAAAUCUAAAAACCUCCCUGGUAUCAUCACACUAUUUGACUUCUUUAAAGCAUUUGAUUCUAUCUCUCACGAUAGCAUUAAAAGAACAUUAAUUCAUAUUGGAAUACCAAUAAAAUUAAUAAAUUUAAUCCACAAGCUAUUAUCUGACUCACAAGCAAAAAUUUCAAUUAAUGGUAAAACGACCAGAAAAUUCGAUAUUAAAAGAGGUGUAAAACAAGGUGACCCAAUCUCAGCCACUUUAUUUGUAAUUGUAAUUGAAAUAUUAGCAAGAACAAUAAAUGCAGACAAUUCAAUAAUUGGAUUACCAAUUUCACCCAAUCCACAAAUUAAAAUCAAAUUUACCCAAUUUGCAGACGACUCUACAACAUACAACAUCAACUACGAACAACAACAACAAUCAAUCAAACAUUUCGAUAAUUUCUGUGCUUCAACAUCAUCAUCUUUAAAUUUUGACAAAAGUGCAAUAAUAGAAAUCAACCCCCACAAAAUCACUGAUAAACACAUAAUAAACAACAUUCCACAAUCAAAAAGAAUUCCAAUAACCAAAAAAGAUCAAUCAGAAAGAGUUCUUGGCUAUUUCUUUAAUCAUAAUGGUUUACAUAGGAAAUUACCAGAAACAAUGAAAACACUGUUUAAAUCAUUAGUGCUAUGGAAAACUAGUGGUACAACAUUAAAAACAAAAACAACCAUCAUAAACACCUACUCACUAUCACCAAUAACAUAUUUAUCAUACCUUGAAGAAUUUACAAAAGAUGAAGAAAUUCAAAUUAAUAAAUUAAUCUCAUGGUUUAUGAAUUCUCCCGCAAAUUCUGAAUCACCAACUCUCAAUACCAAUUCCAUUGAAAACAACACAUCAACCAUCCAUUCACGUGCAAAAAUACCUUUGAUGUGUUAUGAUAGAUCAUUAAAACCAUUAAAAGAAGGUGGUUGGGGUAUGUGGAAUAUACAAUUACGUCAAGUUGCUCAAAAGAUUUGGAUAUACAACAGAUUCUUACAAAUGCAUAAAUCUGCAAACAAUUCAAUAUACAUGAUAAGUUGGAUGGAUCAAAUCAUCAACAAAUCAAUCUCUUCUCCAUACCUUAUAAAAAUAAAAAAAGAAUGGGAAAACUAUGCAACUCAAAUUGGACAUCUAAAAGAUAAAGUUCAAAUCCUACAACCAAUAUUAACAAAAAACCAACCCUCUCAAACAUUAAACACAAAUAAUAUUUCACUACCACCAACACUCAAAGAAAUCUACUCGACAAUACUAAACAAUCACCAAUGCAAAUCAAAAGACUAUAUUGGCAAGAAAUAUUCAGAUCUACUUCUUACUUCGCACCAACAAUCAAUACAACUAUUAUGGAAAUACACAUACGACCAACUUUUUGUCAAAAUUCAAAAAUUAAAAGAUCCAAAAGGCCGAGAUACAAUGCAAAGAUUCCAUGCUAGAUGUCUUCCGAUUAAUCAUCUACACAACAAAGUUUGCCCCAUUUGCAACAAUGAAAUGAAUAAUGAUCCCUAUGGUCAUUUGUUUUUCAAUUGUCAGCACACAAUCAACUUCAUUAACCACGACAAAUUAAAAUAUUUUAUAUAUAAAAAUUGCAAUGGAAACAAAAACUGGUCACUAACAAAAAACCAAACAACAAAAUUAUACACACUCAUCUAUAAACCACAAACAAACAACAAAGCAUUUAAACCAGAUCCAACAAUCAAUAUUAAUUUUCAUUUUGCAGAAAACGCACAAUAUAAAAAAUACAGGUUCAACUGGAAUUAUAUAAACACAAAUCUUGAUCUAGUCAGAACACAUGCAUAUUGGAACAUAAUCUCAUUAGUUAUUCACCAAAUAUGGAUAUGGUUAUGCAAAUCAUUAUUUGACAUCAAUAUAACUCAAUCAAUUGAUAAUUGGAACAACCAAAUAAACAACACAACACUAGAUUAUGAUAUAUUAAAAUCAAAAUGGCACAAGCUAAUAAGAUUGGAAUAUUCAAGAACUUUAUCAAACUUUAACCAAUACUCAAUUAAAAACAACCUCACAAAAACUCAAAAAGAAACCCAAUGGUCCGAAACCAUCAAAAAAUUUAAAAAAGAAUGGAGCAUAAACACAAAUGAACCAAUUCCAACAAUUACACCACCAAUUAAUUAUUAA